CAGCGUAUAUAUGUGUCCAGCUUGUAAGAGCAGCAACGACACGCUCAAAUAAACUCGCAAACAUCCAAGAACUCGCCGAAUGGCUGACGCCGCUGCCGCGUCCUCUCCGCCGGUGUCCCUGCCGCUGGCCGGCCGGGUGGCCAUCGUCACGGGCGCGUCGCGCGGCAUAGGCCGCGGCAUCGCGUCCCACCUGUCCUCGCUUGGUGCCAGCGUCGUGAUCGGCUACGCCUCCAGCGCCGCGGAGGCCGAGGCCCUGGCCGCGGAGCUGCCCCGCGCCGUGGCCGUAAGGGCCGACGUCGCGGACGAGUCCGCCGUCCGGGCCCUCUUCGACGCCGCCGAGUCCGCCUUCGGCGGCGGCGCGCCGCACAUCCUCAUCGCGUGCGCGGGCGUGCUGGCCAACGCGGAGAACCUCAGCUUCCUGGCGGGCACCGCCGCGGAGGACUUCGACCGCAUGUACGCCGUGAACACCCGCGGCGCGUUCCUGUGCCUCCGCGAGGCCGCCAACCGCCUGCGCCGCGGCGGCGGGGGGCGGAUCGUGGCCAUCACGUCGUCAGCAGUGGCGUCGCUGCUGCCGGGAUACGCGGCGUACGCAGGGUCCAAGGCGGCCGUGGAGGCCAUGGUGCGCGGGAUGGCCAAGGAGCUCAAGGGCACCCACGUUACGGCCAACUGCGUCGCACCGGGGCCCGUGGCCACGGACAUGUUCCUCGCGGGAGACAGCGCCGAGAGGGUGCGCCGCGCCGUGGAGGUGAACCCGAUGGGGAGGCUCGGGGAGCCCGCCGACAUCGCCCACGUCGUCGGGUUCCUCUGCACCGACGCCGCCGAGUGGGUCAACGGCCAGGUCAUCCGGGCCAACGGCGGCUACGUGUCUUAGGUAGAGUCACUGCCUUGUGGGCCACCCAUUAGGACUAGUACCUCCGCGAGGUGGUCCGUGUCAUUGUAGCGUGACAGGUUUCAUGGCCAAGCAAUAAAAUUGUUAAAUUGCUAAACAAGACUCAAUCCUAAUUUUUGGUGAUUUAUAUAUGUUGAUUUCUUUUAAGCUUUCA
This is a messenger RNA of Phragmites australis (common reed), 1043 nucleotides long. RefSeq names its product NADPH-dependent aldehyde reductase-like protein, chloroplastic. Bases 80 to 871 code for a protein of 263 amino acids. NCBI's taxonomy places the organism in Eukaryota, Viridiplantae, Streptophyta, Magnoliopsida, Poales, Poaceae. The record is from RefSeq and is a predicted model, not a curated record. The transcript has a single exon. Gene Ontology annotation, molecular function: oxidoreductase activity.